Molecule: messenger RNA, 1306 nt
Organism: Chenopodium quinoa (quinoa)
Lineage: Eukaryota; Viridiplantae; Streptophyta; Magnoliopsida; Caryophyllales; Amaranthaceae
Product: secretory carrier-associated membrane protein 4-like
Exons: 12
Coding region: 165-935 (256 amino acids)
Biological process (GO): protein transport
Cellular component (GO): recycling endosome membrane; trans-Golgi network membrane
Source: RefSeq, a predicted model, not a curated record
UACACUAAACAUAUUUUUCUAUUUCCGUGUUUUCCCUCGUUCUCAUUUUCUCUCUCUUCACACUCUUCUCUUCACUCUCAUAAUUUGGUGCAUUUUCCAUUUUCAAACUCUCUAUUCCUUCCAAUCUUUUUCGCUUCAAUUUCAAUCAAAUUAUCAACUUAUCAAUGAGUUCUCAACCGGAAAACGUCAAUCCAUUCGCUAAUGGUUCAGGUGAUACUGGCUCAAAGUUUCGCCUCCCUAACUUUGGUUUUGGUCAGAAGCAUGAUGCCACUGAUGAUGUACCAUUGGAGACCAGGAAUGAUCCUAACAAACAGAAAGAACUUUCUGAUUGGGAGGCAGAUCUCAGAAGAAGAGAGCUGGACAUAAAGCGGAGAGAAGAUGCUGUUGCCGGAGCUGGUGUUGUUGAAGAUGAUAGGAAUUGGCCACCUUUCUUCCCAAUCAUACACCAUGAUAUUGCCAAUGAAAUUCCUGUUCAUGCUCAGAAGUUGCAGUAUAUGGCAUUUGCAAGUUGGCUAGGUAUAGUUCUUUGUCUCACAUACAACAUAGUUGCAAUCAUUGUCUGUUGGAUCAAGGGAGGAGGUGCCAAAAUUUUUUUCCUUGCAUCAAUAUAUGCUUUAUUGGGUGUUCCACUGUCAUAUGUGCUGUGGUAUCGACCACUUUAUCGUGCGAUGAGGACAGAUAGUGCCUUCAAGUUCGGCUGGUUUUUCUUGCUCUACCUGAUCCAUAUUCUUUUUUGUGUGUUUGCUGCAAUUGCUCCUCCAAUUGUUUUUCAUGGGCAGUCUCUUACGGGCAUUCUUGCAGCAAUUGAUGUAUUUCCUCACAGUGUUCUUGUUGGGGUUUUUUACCUAGUUGGGUUUGGGUUUUUUUGCCUGGAAUCACUCCUGAGCUUGUGGGUUCUUCAGAAAAUUUACAUGUAUUUCAGGGGGCACAAGUAGAAUUCUCCAAGCAUACAAGCGCUUCAUUUGGUUUGUAUAACCUUCCGUACCCUUCCAACCCUGCAAAGAGUUCAUAAUUUUUUCUUGGGUCUGAGUGUUAUUCUAGUAGACAAAACCUUAGUUUUAGUUUGUGCAUACCUUGUAAAAAUGUUAAGGGCAGUCCAUAUCCCUUAUUCAUUUUAUAAAUUCAUCUUUAAAGUUUCUUAUUGUGAUUCCUAUAGUUAAUCUUGUACGAUUUCUUGUCACUCUAGGCUUGUAGCUGAUGUUAAAUCAGUUAUGACUAUUUCAUGAUGUUGUUGGCCUUGUCGCUGUGCACUAGAUGUUUCGAAGUGCUGUGAUUAAAUUGAGUUUUUUUUACCGUUUACUUUUCA